CCGGACGACGUGCUGCGUCGUUACUUUUGAAACGCUUGGCGGGGAAGUGCUGUGGGAGCCGCUGUGGUUGCUGUCCGCCGAGUGCAAGUGCGUGCCUUUGUUUGUGUCCCUGGCCAUGGCGCUGCAGCUCUCCCGGGAGCAGGGAAUCACCCUGCGCGGGAGCGCUGAAAUCGUGGCCGAGUUCUUCUCAUUCGGCAUCAACAGCAUUUUAUAUCAGCGUGGCAUAUAUCCAUCUGAAACUUUUACUCGAGUGCAGAAAUACGGACUCACCUUGCUUGUAACUACUGAUCUUGAGCUCAUAAAAUACCUAAAUAAUGUGGUGGAACAACUAAAAGAUUGGUUAUACAAGUGUUCAGUUCAGAAACUGGUUGUAGUUAUCUCAAAUAUUGAAAGUGGUGAGGUCCUGGAAAGAUGGCAGUUUGAUAUUGAGUGUGACAAGACUGCAAAAGAUGACAGUGCACCUAGAGAAAAGUCUCAGAAAGCUAUCCAGGAUGAAAUCCGUUCAGUGAUCAGACAAAUAACAGCUACAGUGACAUUUCUGCCACUGUUGGAAGUUUCCUGUUCAUUUGAUCUGCUGAUUUAUACAGACAAAGAUUUGGUUGUACCUGAAAAAUGGGAAGAGUCGGGACCACAGUUUAUUACCAAUUCUGAGGAAGUCCGCCUUCGUUCAUUUACUACUACAAUCCACAAAGUAAAUAGCAUGGUGGCCUACAAAAUUCCUGUCAAUGACUGAGGAUGACGUGAGGAAAAUGUAAUUGUAAUUUUGAAAUUUGGUUUUCCUGAAAUCAAAUCAUCUAUAGUUAAUAUGUUUUAUUUCAUUGGUUAAUUUUUACAUGACGAAAACCAAAAUGAUACUUACUGAACUGUGUGUAAUUGUUCCUUUUCUUUUUUGGUACCUAUUUGACUUACCAUGGAGUUAACAUCAUGAAUUUAUUGCACACUGUUCAAAAGGAACCAGGAAUUUUUUUUGUCAACGUUGUGAUGUAUAUUCCUUUGAAGAUAGUAACUGUAGAUGGAAAAACUUGUGCUGUAAAGCUAAAUGCUUUCCUAAAUCAGAUAUUUUGGUCAAGUAGCUUGACUCAGUGUAGGUAGGGAGAUAUUUAAGUAUAAAAUACAGUAAAGGAAGUCUAAAUAUUCAGAAUCUUUGUUGAGGUCCUGAAAGUAACUAAUAAUCUAUAAACAAUGAAAUAUUGCUGUAUUAGCUCCUUUUGACCUUCAUUUCAUGUAUAGUUUUCCCUAAUGAAUCAGUUUCCAAAUUUGACUUUAAUUUAUGUAACUUGAACCUAUGAAGCAAUGGAUAUUCGUACUCUUUAAUGUUCUGUGAUACAGAACUCUUAAAAAAUGUUUUUUUGUGUGUGUGUUUUAUAAAAUCAAGUUUUAAGUGAAAGUGAGGAAAUAAAGUUAAGUUUGUUUUAAAUUUGUCUUAAAA
Rhinopithecus roxellana (golden snub-nosed monkey) is the source of this 1429-nucleotide messenger RNA. It is a transcript of the gene MAD2L1, whose product is annotated as mitotic arrest deficient 2 like 1. Bases 116 to 733 code for a protein of 205 amino acids. The record is from RefSeq and is a predicted model, not a curated record. Gene Ontology annotation, biological process: mitotic spindle assembly checkpoint signaling. Gene Ontology annotation, cellular component: nucleoplasm; cytoplasm; kinetochore. Lineage: Eukaryota; Metazoa; Chordata; Mammalia; Primates; Cercopithecidae. The transcript is spliced from 5 exons.